Lutzomyia longipalpis is the source of this 2820-nucleotide messenger RNA. RefSeq names its product inhibitor of nuclear factor kappa-B kinase subunit alpha (gene IKKbeta). The record is from RefSeq and is a predicted model, not a curated record. Lineage: Eukaryota; Metazoa; Arthropoda; Insecta; Diptera; Psychodidae. The coding region runs from base 330 to 2750 and encodes 806 amino acids. Gene Ontology annotation, cellular component: cytoplasm; IkappaB kinase complex. The transcript has 6 exons. Gene Ontology annotation, molecular function: ATP binding; IkappaB kinase activity. Gene Ontology annotation, biological process: tumor necrosis factor-mediated signaling pathway; peptidyl-serine phosphorylation; positive regulation of transcription by RNA polymerase II.
CAUGUUUUUCUAAAAUUAAUUUGAUUAAUUUUCCCAAUAUUUCACGUAAAUCCAUUCAGAGAUUAUUCUUGUUUUCAAAAAAUCUCACUUGAUUGGAAAAUUAUUCAGAAAACUUAAGAAAAUUGCAGGAAAACACACCGUGUGAAAGAGACAAUCAACACUACUUGUGAGAAAGAGUGAAUUUUUGACGUUUUCGUUCAGUUAUAUUUCUCUCCCUCGCACACACAUACAUCGUAUACUGCUAUCUCACUCUGUAUUGUCCAGAGGAAAAAUUCCUUUCGAAAAAGAUAAGAAAAAUCGAGAAAAUUCAGUGAAAAACUAAAGAAAAAAUGCCCCAACCGUUUCUCCCCUUCACAGAGGAGCCCCCCUUCAUUGGAGACUGGGUUUGUGAGAUGAAACUCGGCUCCGGGGGCUUCGGGUUUGUGACUUUGUGGCGAAACCGGAAGACAAGGGAAGCAGUUGCUGUGAAGAAAUGCAGCCUCCUAACCACAAAUGAUUCCAUCUCGGAGCGUCAGAAGGACAGGUGGGAGUACGAAGUGAAGCUGAUGACCACCAGCAUCAAGUGUGACAACAUUGUGCGCACUGUGGCUGUAUCGCAGGAAUUCCAGGAGGGCUUGCUGAGGAACAAUCCGUCAAAAUUGCCUGUUCUUGUGAUGGAGUACUGCGAGGAGGGAGAUCUCCGGCGUUUCAUGACAAAGAAAGUCAAUUGCAGUGGAUUGCCGGAACCAGAGGUACGGGGGAUCUUAGGGGCUCUCCGGAAGGCAAUUUCCUACCUCCAUGACCAGAAGAUCACGCAUCGGGACAUCAAGCCGGAGAAUAUUGUGCUGAAGCGUGAGAAUGACAAGAUUAUCUACAAACUGACGGAUUUGGGGUAUGCCAAAUUGCUGGACAGACAGAGUCUCCAGGCGAGUCUUGUGGGAACAAUGGAGUACCUGGCUCCUGAGUUACUGCAUAGUGACAAGUACAGCUGUACCGUGGAUUACUGGUCACUGGGAUUGAUUGCCUUUGAAAUCAUCUGCGGAUGUCGUCCCUUCCUCCCAAAUGCUUCCAUGGCUCAGUGGAUGCUCCGGGUGAAGCAGAAGCGCUCUGAACACAUUUGCAUUGUGGAAGAUCAAGAAGGGAAUGUUCAGUAUCGUUCUGAGCUCUAUCCGGAAAAUCAAAUUUCUUCCUGCUUCAAGCGCAACAUGGAGCAAUGGUUGCGUCUGGCUCUCGAGUGGAAUCCCAAACAGAGAGGAUUUGUCUUUGAGGUACCCCAAUCAAAUGCAUCAGAAGGUGAAAAAACCUCCAAGAAAGUUAAAUUCUCCGAGAACACUGUCGAGGACGAUGAGGAAGCUCCCGUGAAGCAGGGACCAGUGCACGUCCUGAAAAUCUUCACAAUGCUCGAUGAGAUUCUCAGCAAGAAGAUCCUGACGGUGUUCUCCCUGUACACGUAUGAAUUUCUCAGCUAUGAGAUAACUCCGCAGAAUACUUUGGCUGAUUUGCGCACCUGGGUGGCGGAAAGUACGAAAAUCCCAGCGGAGUAUCUGGAUUUCAUCCUGCCAAUCAUCCAAACGCUCCAGAGUAUCGAUGAGGAGACAAAAUUGACAGAUUUGCUGAUUGAGGACAACUUCCGGGAGCCCAUGUUGUUUGUCAUGAAGAAGGGAAGUGUCAUAAAUACAGAUGUAAAGCCAAAGAUCCCGGAUUCCUUCAUUGGGGUCUUUGAGAACCCGAAGACAAAGCUCAAAGUUCAAGUUUUGAAGCGUUUUGCAAGCAAUUCGUACUUCUUUGUGCGCAAUGAGCAGCAUCUGUACACAACAGCCAUCAGUGGGAUUUGCAACUUUGCCCUCUGGCUCAAUGAUCACAUUAUCAAAUUCAAACCAACUCUGGGGCAGAUGAUUGAGGGGGCAUUUGAGCUUCGGGGACUCCUCAGAGCCUACGAGAGCUCUCUGAGUCACACAAAAGAGAAACUCCUCGAGAGGGAGAUGAUUUCCGUCCUGAGUGCCUCCUUCAUUUCCUGGCAAGAAUCCUACGACAGGAUGUUGAGUAAUGCAAAUAAACUCAUUGAGGCAUCGAGGAAGAUCUGGAUUAGAUAUGAUUCAGUGCUAAAGAGAAGCCGAGAAGCAGUCAAGAAUAAAAUUCUCGAAGGAACAGAAGACGUUUUCAAUGCGAGUUUCUUGGACAAAUACUACGACAAAAUUCGCUACGAUAUAAUUGAGAAGAGGAUCUCGGAGGAUUCUCACAGGGAUAUGCUGAAGAUUGUGUACAAGUGCCUCAAGGAUCGCGACAAUCUCCUGCGAAAUCGGGAAUUUGUCAAAUAUCAAGAAUUCCUUUUGGGCAUUCAGGUGGAAAUUGAGGAGAUUCAGAAGGCAGUUGAGAAGGCCAUAGCCCAGGCUGGUGUCUACCAGCGGGAUGUGCUGAAGAUGAACGCUGAGCAUCAGGAGAAUAUUUGGAAUCUUUCCGGGAGCUGUGAUGGUCGUGUGAGCGACAAUAUGCCGGAUUUGGAGAAUAUGCUGGAGAGUUUGAAGGCUGAGAGUGAGGGCAAAGGGUCUUGUUCGGCUGCUUCUAAUGAGGCCAAGAUGGGGGAAUCAAUUGUUGACUCCUUGGGCAGCAUUUCAUCUUCCCAUCUGUGCUUUGGUGAGAAUCCCGACACAAAGACCCUCCUGGAAGAUAACAAGUCCUUGAUUUCUGCGUUGGAUCAUCUUCUAAAAGAUGGGCUCGGGGAGCUGCUCUCUGAUUCCACUACCACCACCACGAAUGACAACACCAAGUAACGCGUGAUUUGUAUCUAUUUUUAUUUUCUAUCUAUUAAAUGAACCUUAUUGCUUAUUGGUGGACAAUGAA